CGACGCCCCGCUGUUGGUCUCCUCUGUUGGUCGUCACGCCGCCAUAGCCUAACACUGCAGGUCACCGCCGCCACGACCACGACCACAUCCACGAACACCAUCUGCUUCAAGAACAUCAUCCAGGACACGAAAUUACCGAGGGCGGGCAAAUUUUUCGAGUUGGAGAUGACGGUCCGUGACUGCGACAUCAUCGACGUCUCCGGGGUCGUGAACAAUGCUGUAUAUGCUGGUUAUAUCGAAACAGGUCUGCUAUAUAUACCAUCCAACAACAAUAACCCCCAGAAAAAUAUAUAGUGUACAGAGUUACGAACUUAUGUUGUACUGUAUCACGUUAGUCGUUUCCAAAUACCUACCAACCCCUGAUCCGUGCUAGUAUAUACGGUGACGACCAUUCCCGCUAUAUGCAUGCAACCAGCUCGCCAAGCUAUGCUUGCAAGCCUCGGCGUCUGCACGGGCUCGAUCGUGCGCACAGGCCGUGCCAUGGCGCUCUCCGAGUUGAACGUCAGGUACUUCGCGCCACUCAAGCGCGGUGCCAAGUUCGUCGUCAUGGUGAGGGUUGUCCAAAUCAAGGGUGUGCGGAUGUUUAUGGAGCACUUGAUCGCAACGCUGCCAGACCGCAAGCUCGUGCUAGAGGCCAUGGCAACUGUCGUCUGCCUCAACCAAGACUACCGUCCAACUCGCAUGUUCCCGGAGAUGGCGAACCUGCUGCACUUCUUCUCUCAUCCUAAUUAGCGCGGAUCAAUCCUAGCAAGCUGCUUUAUCUGCUGAUAUUGUUUGGAGUCUUUUAUCUACUGUACUGGAGGCACGAAGUUGCAAUUAGAGUGGGCGGCUGGAAGCCGAUUAAAAUUCUUUGCCGAGAAGAA
Messenger RNA from Sorghum bicolor (sorghum), 863 nucleotides. Its product is annotated as acyl-acyl carrier protein thioesterase ATL4, chloroplastic. Gene Ontology annotation, molecular function: fatty acyl-[ACP] hydrolase activity. The coding region runs from base 406 to 732 and encodes 108 amino acids. The transcript has 4 exons. Gene Ontology annotation, cellular component: chloroplast. Lineage: Eukaryota; Viridiplantae; Streptophyta; Magnoliopsida; Poales; Poaceae. The record is from RefSeq and is a predicted model, not a curated record.